GCAUGCAUACACGAUAACAACAAUAUUACAAACUAUAAAGUCUUACCAGUUGUAGUAAGGCAUACGUGACGCUUGAUUAUUAAACGUUUUAUUUAAUAGAAUUAUUACGUUCCCGAAAUAAAUUCUGAGAGUCGGGCGUGGUGGGGAACUCAUAAAUAUUCAUAUAUGUUCCACCCAUUUAAGUUACAUCGAAAAGCUCAGAAGUCGGAACACCGGCGCGGUCUACCGUUAGGUGCUAGGUUUGUGUGUGAGGAUGGAGUGUGAGGGCAUCGCGGGCAUUGAGCAGUUCAGCAGCCCGGGGAAGGGCAGAGGACUGCGGGUGAGCAGAGCGUAUGAAGUCGGUGAAUUGCUCUUUUCGUGCCCCGCUUAUUCAUACGUACUGUCCGUCAGCGAGAGAGGAUUCAUCUGUGAACAAUGCUUUGCAAGGAAAAAGGGUCUUGCAAAAUGUGGAAAGUGCAAAAAAGCAUUCUACUGCAAUGUGAACUGUCAGAAAAAAAAUUGGCCCAUGCACAAGCUGGAGUGUCAUGCUAUGUGUGUGUAUGGAGAGAACUGGUGCCCCUCAGAGACAGUGCGACUGAUGGCCAGAAUCAUCGCCAGGCUGAGACACCAGAAAGAGAGAAGCCCGUCAGAAAGACUACUCUUACUGAGAGAUAUGGAAGCACACAUGGAGGAUAUGGAUAAUGAGAAAAGAGAGAUGAAUGAAGCACAUAUAGCCGGUCUCCAUCACUUCUAUUCCAAACACCUGGAUUUCCCUGAUCAUCAGGCCCUGCUCACACUUUUAUCACAGGUUCACUGUAAUGGCUUUACUGUGGAGGAUGAGGAACUCUCAAGCUUGGGUUUAGCUAUUUUUCCAGACAUUGCCCUCUUGAACCACAGCUGCUGUCCCAACGUCAUAGUCACAUACAGGGGUAUCAACGCUGAAGUACGGGCUGUGCAGAAAAUCGGUCAAGGGCAAGAGAUAUAUACCAGCUACAUAGACCUGCUGUACCCUACAGAGGACAGGAUCGAGAAACUCCGAGACAUCUACUACUUCAGCUGUGACUGCAAAGAGUGCACAACCAAAUCCAUGGAUAUGGAGAAGAUGAAGGUGCGGAAACUGAGUGAUGAAAUCAGUCAAAAGGAGAUCCGGGAUAUGGUGUUUUAUGCUCGGAAUGCCAUGGAAGACUUCCGCAGGGCCAAACUUGAGAAAAGUCCCGCUGAGCUGCUAGAGAUGUGUGAGCUCAGCAUUGAUAAGAUGAGCGCAGUGUUUGAUGACACUAACAUCUACAUCCUUCAUAUGAUGUACCAGGCCAUGGGCAUCUGUCUUUUCAUGGAGAAUUAUGAUGGAGCGGUUAGAUAUGGAGAAAAAGUCUUGAAGCCAUACACUGUCCUUUACCCAGCAUACUCUUUAAAUAUUGCAUCAAUGUAUCUAAAGAUGGGCAGACUCUACAUGGCUCUGGACAGGAAGUCCACUGGCAUAAGUGCACUUCAAAAGGCAUUGGCCAUCAUGGAGGUUGUUCAUGGAAAGGACCACACAUAUGUUACAGAGCUUAAACAGGAAAUAAGAGGAAAAUAAUGUAAAUAGUGUGUACUGUUUCAGAUUCCACUUCAGUUUCACUUUAUGGAGAGACUUCUUCAUCUUCAGUAAUAUGCUUUAGAGGCUGAUAAAGUAUUUCUGUAAAAUAUAAAACUCUAAAAAUAAAGAAGUGCAAGUGUAACAAGUGUGCAAAAAUGGAAAACAGAAAAAGUAAUUCAUAUAAUUUAAGCAGAUGGUCAAGUAGAACAGUAAGAGCAGAUAAACAGAAAAAUAAAGAAAAUAUACCGUAAUCAUACAAUUGAGCAGACAUCAAUACACAACAGAAAUCACAGAGAAAUGAAUGGAGGGACAGGUACAAGGAGAAUUCCACCAGGAAGCAAAAGAAAAGAGGCUUAUUUUAGGACCACUAUCAUCAACAUGAUUGAUACUUAGCAUACAGUUCGGGUGAAAUGAAGUGACAUCCCAAACUCAGAAUUUGUGCUCUACAUUUAACCCAUCCAGGUGCGCAUACACACACACAGCAGUGCAUAGUGAACACACACCCAGAGGAAUGGGCAGCCAUAUUUGUGCACACGGACAAUUCCUGCUCGACCUGAGACUCAAACCCGCAACCUUUGGGCUACAAGGCCGACUCUCCAACCAUUAGGCCACAACUGCCCCAGUCUGCCGUGUGGAUUUGGCAUCAAUAACCUCCCCGUCGUAUUCCUAUAGGUAGAUGUGGAUCAGCUGAGAGUUAGCUGAUUCGAGCUUGACUCACGCGACCUGCCAGAACUAACACCAUACACUUAAUGUCUUAAACAGCUAUGCUUCAAAUCAGCACCAAACACAAUAUAUAUUGUGUACAAAGAGUGAAACGACUAUAGGAAAUUUACUUAACCAAUCAAAUUUGAGGACCGGAACUAUUUUCUGUAUAAAUAGUCUAUGCAUUCAUUUCAUUUUUUACUGCAAAUGCCAGUUGUUUGAGAAUAUUAAAUACAUAAUGAAUCAAUUCUGUUUUAUAUUGGUGAAUGUUUACUAUUUGCCUGUUUCUGUUUGUGAAUAUAUUUCCCAAAAGUAAUAAACAGAUGAAUUAUU
Molecule: messenger RNA, 2590 nt
Organism: Carassius gibelio (silver crucian carp)
Lineage: Eukaryota; Metazoa; Chordata; Actinopteri; Cypriniformes; Cyprinidae
Gene: smyd2b
Product: SET and MYND domain containing 2b
Exons: 12
Coding region: 254-1555 (433 amino acids)
Cellular component (GO): nucleus
Molecular function (GO): protein binding
Source: RefSeq, a predicted model, not a curated record